Messenger RNA from Pipistrellus nathusii (Nathusius's pipistrelle), 1467 nucleotides. Lineage: Eukaryota; Metazoa; Chordata; Mammalia; Chiroptera; Vespertilionidae. The record is from the annotation of a GenBank genome assembly.
AUGUCGGCGUCGUCGCCGCCGGCGGCGGCGGGGGCUGCCAGUGCCGCCAUCUCGGCCUCGGAGAAAGUGGACGGCUUCACCCGGAAAUCGGUGCGCAAGGCGCUGAGGCAGAAGCGCUCCCAGGGCUCGUCGCAGUUCCGCACCCAGGGCAGCCCCGUGGAGCUGCAGCCCCUGCCCCAGCUCAAAGAUGCCACUUCAAAUGAACAACAAGAACUCUUCUGUCAGAAGUUGCAACAGUGUUGUGUACUGUUUGAUUUCAUGGACUCAGUUUCAGACUUGAAGAGCAAAGAAAUUAAAAGAGCAACACUGAAUGAACUGGUUGAGUAUGUUUCAACUAAUCGUGGUGUAAUUGUUGAAUCAGCGUAUUCUGAUAUAGUAAAAAUGAUCAGUGCUAAUAUCUUCCGUACUCUUCCUCCAAGUGAUAAUCCAGAUUUUGAUCCAGAGGAGGAUGAACCCACACUUGAGGCUUCUUGGCCUCACAUACAAUUGGUGUAUGAAUUCUUCUUAAGAUUUUUGGAAAGCCCUGAUUUCCAGCCUAGCAUUGCAAAGCGAUACAUUGAUCAGAAAUUUGUACAACAGCUCCUGGAACUUUUUGAUAGUGAAGAUCCCAGAGAACGUGAUUUCCUGAAGACUGUUCUGCACAGAAUUUAUGGGAAAUUUCUUGGAUUAAGAGCAUUCAUCAGAAAACAAAUUAACAACAUUUUCCUCAGGUUUAUAUAUGAAACAGAACAUUUCAAUGGUGUUGCUGAACUCCUGGAAAUAUUAGGAAGUAUUAUCAAUGGCUUUGCAUUGCCACUGAAAGCAGAACAUAAACAAUUUCUAAUGAAGGUUCUUAUUCCUAUGCAUACUGCAAAAGGAUUAGCUUUGUUUCAUGCUCAGUUAGCCUACUGUGUUGUACAGUUCCUGGAGAAAGAUACAACACUAACAGAACCAGUGAUCAGAGGAUUGCUGAAAUUUUGGCCAAAAACAUGUAGCCAGAAAGAGGUGAUGUUUUUAGGAGAAAUUGAAGAAAUCUUAGAUGUCAUUGAACCAACACAGUUCAAAAAAAUUGAAGAGCCCCUUUUUAAGCAAAUAUCUAAGUGUGUAUCCAGUUCUCAUUUUCAGGUUGCAGAAAGGGCGUUGUACUUCUGGAAUAAUGAAUAUAUUCUUAGUUUGAUUGAGGAAAAUAUUGAUAAAAUUCUGCCAAUUAUGUUUGGUAGUUUGUACAAAAUCUCCAAGGAACACUGGAAUCCGACCAUCGUAGCACUGGUUUACAAUGUGCUGAAAACCCUAAUGGAAAUGAAUGGCAAGCUUUUCGAUGAUCUUACUAGUUCAUACAAAGCUGAAAGACAAAGAGAGAAAAAGAAGGAAUUGGAACGUGAAGAAUUAUGGAAAAAAUUAGAGGAGCUAAAACUAAAGAAAGCUCUGGAAAACCAGAACAAUGCUUACAACAUGCACAGUAUUCUCAGCAAUACAAGUGACAAAUAA